Messenger RNA from Eurytemora carolleeae, 2124 nucleotides. RefSeq names its product ets DNA-binding protein pokkuri. The transcript is spliced from 3 exons. Bases 59 to 484 code for a protein of 141 amino acids. NCBI's taxonomy places the organism in Eukaryota, Metazoa, Arthropoda, Copepoda, Calanoida, Temoridae. Gene Ontology annotation, molecular function: sequence-specific DNA binding. The record is from RefSeq and is a predicted model, not a curated record.
GCUGGCAGUAUCAGUCCGAAGCUAGAACUGUGAACAUAUAUCCGUCCUGCUCUCUAGUAUGUCAAGAGAUCUCUACCAGGUUCAUCCAACUAGACAGGAGAUACAACAAUCCUGGCAGGAACUGGAAACUACAGGACGGGAUAAUAUUAUCCAGGAUCUAGAUAUGCCCUGGUAUACAAAACCUGCUGUUAUCCUGGGUAAACUAUACCCGGAGAUUAGCAUCAAGAAAAUAUAUUCAGAAGAAACCCUGCCUCCGUAUCUACCAAAAGAACCAAGACGCUGGAGUCGGGAGGAAGUUAAUACCUGGAUAGAAUACACGUUGGAGUCCCAUAAUCUUCCCAUCCCACCCCUUCACAGGUUUAGUAUGAACGGGAAGGGGUUGAGCUUGAUGUCUGUAGAGAUGUUCUCCGAACGAGUACCUUUGGGAGGAAAACUACUGUACAAGGAUUUCAAGAUCAGACUAGCCGGGUCAGGAUACUCCUGAGUUUAUCAUUUAACAUUUAUUUUAAAUUCAGAUCGCGCCUUAGUGCUAAUCUUGUACCGAGAAACAAGCUGGAAGGCACAGAGAAGAUGGACAAGAAGGCGAAUGUGUCUGCUCUAGUCUAUAGCAAUGUGUCUGCUCUAGUGUACAGCAGUGUGACUACUCUAGUGUACAGUAAUGUGUCUGCUCUAUUGUACAGCAGUUUGUCUGCUCUAGUUUACAGUAAUGUGUCUGCUCUAGUGUAAAGUAAUGUGUCUGCUCUAGUGUGUAGCAAUUAGUUUGCUCAAGUCUAUAGCAAUGUGUCUGCCCUAGUGUACGGUAAUGUGUCUGCUCUAGUUUACAGCAGUGUGUCUGCUCUAGUGUACAGCAGUGUGUCUACUCUAGUGUACAGUAAUGUGUCUGCUCUAGUUUAUAGCAAUGUGUCUUCUCUAGUGUACAGCAGUAUGUCUGCUCUAGUGUACAGUUAUGUGUCUGCUCUAUUGUACAGCAGUGUGUCUACUCUAGUGUACAGUAAUGUGUCUGCUCUAUUGUACAGCAGUGUGUCUUCUUUAGUAAACAGCAGUGUGUUUGCUCUAGUGUACAGUAGUAUGUAUGCUCUAGUUUACAGCAUUGUUUUUACUCUAGCCUACAGCAGUUUUUCUACUCUAGUUUAUAGCAAUAUGUCUGCUCUAGCUUACAGUAAUGUGUCUGCUCUAGUGUACAGCAGUGUGUCUGCUCUGGUGUACAGCAUUUUUUUUACUGCUUACAGCAAUUUUUCUGCUCUCGUGUACAGUAAUGUGUCUGCUCUAGUGUACAGCAGUGUGUCUGCUCUGGUGUACAGCAUUGUGUUUACUGCUUACAGCAAUUUUUCUGUUCUAGUGUACUGUACAGUAAUGUGUCUGCUCUAGUGUACAGUAAUGUGUCUGCUCUAGUGUACAGUAAUUUGUCUGCUCUAGUGUACAGCAGUGUGUCUGCUUUGGUGUACAGCAUUGUUUUUACUGCUUACAGCAAUUUUUCUGUUUUAGUGUACUGUACAGUAAUGUGUCUGCUCUAGUUUAUAGCAAUGUGUCUGUUCUAGUGUACAGCAGUGUGUCUGCUCUAGUGUACAGUAAUGUGUCUGCUCUAGUUUAUAGCAAUGUGUCUGCUCUAGUUUAUAGCAAUGUGUCUGCUCUAGUGUACAGCAGUGUGUCUGCUCUAGUGUACAGUAAUGUGCCUGCUCUAGUUUACCGUAAAGCAGUAAUUCUGUUGUACUGUUUAUCAUGUUUAUGUAAUGUAGAGCCCUGCAUUUAUGCCGUAGACACUAGACUUAAACUAGUAUUAACGUCAAAAACUCUUAAGUUUGCUAGUCAACAAUAUUUUCUUUAGCUUAUUUAAUUCGUUGUCCAGGUUUAAUUUUGAUAUUUUUAGCAUUUUAAAAUGAAAGCUCUAAAACUCUAGUCAAUCAUAAAUUUUAAACAUUUGUCACUUUUUUCUUCAUGAAAUAAAUGUAUGAUAGAAUUAGCCUAAGUGUUGCUUGUGAAAACGAUGAAUUGUAUAUUUAGAAAAGGUUAAGAAAUGCACAUACCCAAAUAGCGCUGUUUUUGAACUAUUUAUGUAACUGUAAGUCUAGACACAAUUAUAUACUAUACUAUACGCAAUACGCACAGUACAUUGCUGAUUAAAAA